ACAAUAUACGUUUGUGGAGAGUGACACAAGACACAAAGGGAUUGAAUUUCUGCUGUCAAAUCUCGCCAUUGUUUUUCUGGUAAACUUCGAAUCAUUAGCUUUUUUUUUGAACUUCUAAUCGAAAUCUUUAAUAUUUGUACUAGUUUUAUUUUAAAGAUUCCAUGUUAUCUCAUUGAGUUUUUCAAUCCAGAAUACUGUUAACAAGCAGUUUAGAUCUAUCUUGUUGUAUUGACUUCCCAAAGUUUCAAUCUUUUGUUGUGCUCUUGUGUUCUUGAGUAUAAUUAGUAAUAUGGGGUCUUAUUGAACUUGUCAAGAUGAUGCAUAUAUUGAAAACUUGGAGGACUCUUUCUGUUUGGUGGAUUUCUAAUUAUAAGGACUAAAUUAGAAAGAAUGUUUGGUCUAGAAUUUGUUAAGUGAUGGUUGGUCAGGAGAAAGAAUGUAACUUAGAUAAUUAGGACUCUAUUUACAGAGACGGAUUCAGAAUUUGAAGUUUGUGGGUUCAUAUAGCGACGGUUGGUCAAGAGAAAGAAUGUUGAUUUAAGGGAAUCUAGGAUAUAAGCUCUCCUAAUUUCGACGUCUCUUUGCAUUUUCCUAGAAUUUGUUAAGCAUGGGUGGUCAGGAGAAAGAAUUUAGCUUGGAUAAUUAGGCUUCAAUUACAGAAGUGGAUUCAGAAUUUGAAGUUUAUGGGUUCGUAUAACGAUCCCACGUUAAUGUAUAACUAGGUUCAAAGACAAAUAUUUAUUAAGUGGAUUUCUUAAUAUAUAUAUACACACAAUGUCUGGGCAAAAGCUAUUUAAUUCAUGUGAACAUGUAUAUUACAUGCUAGCUCCACCUCUGGCUAUUUAGCAUGAUAAUUCUUUGUUUUCCCUUUGUGAUGUUGGGUUUGAUUAGGUAACAUGUUUGGUAUACCAUCGUUUAGAUAUAUCUAGGCUGGUUAACCAUGGAGAGGCUUCUCCAGUUGUAUACCCGUAACAAUUACAAACAAUCAAUUAUGACUCCCUUUGGAUUUUGAUCUUUUAGAACCUGACAGAGUAUUUGCUAGAAUAUGCAGUUAUAGGAAUUCAUGUCAACCAUGCAAGUAUGAAGAGGUAGACUUAUUUAUGCACAUAUCUGCUGGAGCGGCCUCAGAAUAUUCGGAAAGAAUUAUGGUUCCAACAUUAGAGUCCACGAGAGGUGGUGGAGGUUCGAUUAAAGUGGGAACAACUGGUACGAUCGGUGCCCUCAUGUCAAGAGAAUUGGAUUCAAAAACAUCUGCUUCUCCAACACCUGUAUCACAUAGGUAUAGGUCUUCUACUGUUUGUUCAUUCGCUACUGGUGAUGCGACCAGUCCUAAAAGAAUGAAGCCAAGAAGAUCAAUGGAUGAAGCUAGCAGCAGCUGGGCAUCUAAAGAUAACAAAAAUAGCCCCGAGAUAGUCAGGAAGGCAAAGCAGUACUAUAACUGUAAAACUCCUCAAAUUCCGAUACUAGAAUCAGAAAACAUUUCAGUAGAUGGAACUCCUAUUAGGCAGAAAAAAGGACCAACAUUGGUGGAAAUUGUGGACGUAAAAUGUAGUAGUGCGGAGAAAACAUGGGCAGCCCCUAUGAAGAAUCGCCUGAAGAAACUUAGCUUUUUAAAGCUUUCUGUGAGCCCUGUCUAGACAUGUGGACCUUCGAGUACAGUCAAACCUCUCUAUACCAAUAUCUUUUGUUCAGAUAUUUCUUGAUUGCUAUAGCGAAAUGUUGUUAUAGAGAACAUAUAUGAAAGAUGGUUUAUAAAAAAAAAAAAAGAUAGUUGUUAUAGUGAAAUGUUGUUAUAGAGAAGUCUGACUGUAUCAGCCUUGUAAGUGGAUCCAGGAAUUGCUCUUGGGCGACCACGUUCUACAACUUAUAUACACAAAACGCAUACUGAUUAUGAGCUUAUUCUGCUCCCUUUCUUCUUUUGUUUCAUGGCCAAAGAUCCAAGUUUUUGUCCGGAGUAACCGCUAGGUGAAGGCACAUCAGCAAAGUUGCCAAAGUUUGCUACACAUUAUCUUGAUGGCCUAUUUUCCAGCUUACUGAAGUUCUCAAUUUCUUGCAAGACGAGGCAUCCUGUUGUGCCAAUGCUGCCUAUUUCAACUGUAGAAUUCCUUUUGCAGCCAUCUUUCAGCAACAGUAAUGCCUAAGCCGUUAAGUUCUUAGAUUGCCCCUUGAGUUUGAAGUGAGGUGGCCUGGAGUUGGUAUCCUUCUGAUGUGAGAAGCUGAGAAUUGGUCAUUUUGGUUAGGCCUAAAUUCCAAGUGUUUUUACAUGACUUUUGUGUCACAUAGAUUCUGUUUUCUAACAAAGUGUAAACUAGGGUGAUUGAAGAUUGGCUCUAUUCAUGUGGUUGUAGUAAAAAAAAAAAAAUCAAUAAAGGUGCUUAACUCCAUUACCAGCUUCAAA
Lycium ferocissimum is the source of this 2398-nucleotide messenger RNA. RefSeq lists its product as uncharacterized. The coding region runs from base 1101 to 1637 and encodes 178 amino acids. The transcript has 2 exons. NCBI's taxonomy places the organism in Eukaryota, Viridiplantae, Streptophyta, Magnoliopsida, Solanales, Solanaceae. The record is from RefSeq and is a predicted model, not a curated record.